ACACCUUUCGCCUGCUCUCACCUCCGAGCUCAAGAGCAGAAGAAAAUGGCGGCAGAAACGGCGAUUGGGUACGGCGGGGAUGGCGACGCGGCGGAGGUCGGGAUGGAGCGGGAAGCUGCGAUUCAGGCGCUGAACACCAUCAUCCAGCUCCACUUCGAGAAAAUCCUGGAGAAGAAGCGCGACGUGGACGCGCAGAAGAAGGAGCUGUGGCGCCUCUUCCAGCUCUUCUUCCUCUUCCUUGCUGUGGUCCUGACUGCGCAGAUGGGGUCUUCGACCGAACGGCUCCAAUGCCGCCACUGCUGGGCCCCCAUCGUCCUCCUCUCCCUCGGCCACCUCGUCUUCUACGUCGCCGUCGCACAGAUCCUCCGCUGCAUCAACGGGUUCAAGUACCAGCGGCGGUGCCACAAGCUGACCCUCGCACUCGCCACCGACCGCCUCAAGCUCGUCAAGCUACGAUUCGCCGCCUCCUCUGCAUCCGCCGGAGGCAAUCCCCCUCGGCUUCUGCCGGAGGACUUCGAGAUCCAUUACCAGGAGCCGCCGGAGAGCUACCUUGGCAAGUUCAAGCGGAGUUGGGCGAUGCACUUCGGAUUCCUCAUGUGCACAUUUGGAUUCAUGGUGUCGGCCUCCGUUGUGCUGCUCUGCUUCUAGAUUUAGAUCCAGUUAUGGGAGGCACGGUUAAUAUGCUUUAGGAUCUGAUAGACUAAUGUAGUGAUGGAAAGAGUGGAUCCUCUAAUUAUUUCGCCAAACUAGUCAUUAAUCAAUGCCGUGUGUUCGAUUCAUCAAAUGGAGAUUUUAAUGAGCUUGUGUUCGAUUGAUCGCAA
Messenger RNA from Zingiber officinale, 821 nucleotides. RefSeq lists its product as uncharacterized. Lineage: Eukaryota; Viridiplantae; Streptophyta; Magnoliopsida; Zingiberales; Zingiberaceae. The transcript has a single exon. The record is from RefSeq and is a predicted model, not a curated record. Bases 46 to 648 code for a protein of 200 amino acids.